Molecule: messenger RNA, 3895 nt
Organism: Aphanomyces invadans
Lineage: Eukaryota; Oomycota; Saprolegniomycetes; Saprolegniales; Verrucalvaceae
Exons: 8
Coding region: 53-3739 (1228 amino acids)
Cellular component (GO): plasma membrane
Molecular function (GO): calcium-activated cation channel activity
Source: RefSeq, a predicted model, not a curated record
CGCGCGUGGUUGCGAGCUCCACGUGAUCACGUUGCCCGAGGACGCUGGGAGCAUGUCCGACAAGCCAGCGACUGCUCCGCACACAGACCACGUGGUUGCACCUGACGCAUCGGUGACGGCACCGGAGGAACGCCCCACCUCAGCGAUCGCCGCCUCCGACGACAUUCGUGCUGCAAUCGAUGAUACCAAUGAUGCUGCUGCGCGUGCUGUCGAAGGUGCGAACGACACGACUGACGUCGUGUUGGAAGAAGGACCCGUUUCGGCGGCUCGCGCGUCCAACCAAGACGACGUCUCGACGACUGCACCCAGGCCACACGAGCUCUCGAUUGCCAUCCCAGACGAUUUGGAAGCGUGCAUGAACGAUUGCACGUCGCCCGGCCACGAUGCCCAAUUGGCGGGGUACCCGCCCGACUGCGGGACGAAGCGAGUCAAGUACUUGUCGUAUGCCAAAUGCCGUCGCGACCGCGGGUUGACGCAUCCCAUGUGCUACUCCCAGACCGAGAAGGACCGCAUGGGCCAUGCGGUGCCCAAGACGUAUCCCGUGAUCGCGACGGACUUUGGGGCGCAUUCGUUCCACACACUUCCGACCGACUCGCACGUCCUGAGCAAGUACGGCAUCGGGAUCAGUCUCUACUUCAAAUUCUUGAAAGUCAUGUCGUGGCUGUUCUUGAUCAUGUUCAUCAUCAGUCUGCCGUCCAUGGCGAUUUACGUCAUCUGCGGCAGCGGCAGUACGGACGCGAUCAAGUUGCAGCUGCAAAAGAACCCGCUCGCGAUUCUUGGCAUGACGAGCAUGGGCCACUUGGGCGAGUCCGAAAAGGUCUGCGCGCAGGCCAAGUAUGGCGAAACCCUCACGUUGACCUGUCCAUACGGCGAAAUCGGUCGCAUCGAGGCGUCGUAUUCGCUGCAUGAUAGUCAAGGGACGUGCUCGUGUCCUACGGCGUACCAAACGAGCUCGAAUGGCGUAUGCCGCGGGACAGUCGACACCACCACGUCGUCUUGUCCGUCGUCCGGGGCCCCAUGCUACCUCGGGGCGUUUCCAUCGGCGGGCGACUCAUGCUGUGGCUACACCAAAGACCCCGUCACGGGCGCCGGCGAGUUUCCUGAACUGGCCGUGAAGAGCGCGCCCGGGUGCUCCAGUCCAUCCGUGGUGCCCAUCUUGAACGGACUGUGCCUCGGACAGCAAUCGUGCUCGCUGGCCGUCGACGACUCGGAGCUGUACUUGUGGAAAGUCGACAAGACGUACAACACAGUGUGCACCGACCGUAGCAGCCCCCUCUUUUGCCAAGCUCGGCUUUCCGACCAAAUGGCGACGGCCACAUGCCCAAACGCGACUCGCGGCGACCGCGGCAUCAUUGCGCAGGCGCAGUGCCUGACGACCAAGAUUGACGUGUCGGAUUCGUGGGCGUUCAAGAUCAUGGGGUGGAACGAAGUCACGCGCCAAAAUUUUGUCGGCAUGGCGUGUGGUCUCGACAUUGUGUAUUCGGUUGUGUUCAUCCUGGUCGUGGUUUGGAUGAAAAGACAAGAAAAGGCGGCGAAUUCACAGAUCCUGGCCGAUCGACUGAGCGUAGACAAUUACACGGUGCAGCUCAUGCACUUGCCGCGCCACACGGACGUGCCCAAGCUCGCCGAAGACUUGAAAGCCCACCUGGAGACGGUGCUGAGUGCCAAACCGCCCGUGUACAAGGACAGCGUCAAGGCCAUUCGCGUCGCCGACGUCAACUUUGGCUUGACGAAUGCGAUGCAGAUCAGCUUGAUGCGGAAGCGCGGCGAAGUCGCGGCCAAGCUGGACGUGGCGCUGCAACGAAUUGCCAAAUUUAAAAAGUUACAGCCGGGUCAAAAGCCAGGCAACAGCCACGAAAUGGACGCCAAGACGUUCGACAAGCGCAUGGAGAAGCUCCUCAAGGCGUCGAACGCGUUGGGGGACCAGUUCACCAACUACGACAAGCGGUUGGACGAGUGGGAGAAGAAAAACAAGGGCAAGGGGCUGGUCGCCGUCACGGCGUACAUCACGUUCGAAGAAGAGGAGGGGUACCUUCGCUGCCUGCGCGAGUACCCGAACCUGGGGCUCCUGCACCGCCUGUUCCAGCCGUACCACAAACGAUUCCUAAAGAAGCGCAUGUUCAUCCAGACCGCGCCGGACCCGACCGACAUCAUUUGGGAAAACCUGGACUACACCGCCAUGAAUCGGGGUUUCCGCGUCGUCGUCGUCAACAUCUUGGCGCUGUCGCUGCUGUGUUUGAGUUUCAUCAUCAUUUACGCCGCCAAGGUCAAGAAAAACGAGCUCACGCAAAAGUACGGCGCCCCCGUGUCCUGUCCGGACGGCGGAGUUACGGCGUGGGAUGUUGUCCAGGAGCAAACGAGCAAUUCGGGCGACCAAACGAUGGUCAUGUGCUAUUGCAAGGCCGCGUUGCUGCGGACGUCGCUCAAGGACGCGAUGAACAUCAACUUUGUCGACCACCGCACCGGCACGAGUGCCAAAUACUGCGAUUCGUGGGGCACGCAGUACUUGGAAAUUCAAGCGCUGAUGGUGGCGUCUGUCCUGAUCGUCGUCGUCAUCAAUGCGUGCUUGACGCCGGUCCUGCGGUACCUCGUGCUCAAGCAAAAGAGCCACACGCGAUCGGGCGUCGUAGUCGCGACGGUGACUAAAAUUUUCAUUGCGCAGUUCUUCAACACGGCGUUGAUUGUGCUGCUGCUCAACGCCAACAUGGACGACGUGAUGGACAACAGCGCUGGCGCAUCCAUCAACGGGAUCAAGAUCUUUACGGGCAAGUAUUCCGACUUUUCCGUGAGUUGGUACAACGAUGUUGGGAUUUCCCUCAUGCUGACCAUGAUCAUCAACAUGGUGUCACCCCACGCGGGCGUGUUCAUCACGUACGUGGUCCUGGAGAUCAAGCGGUUUGCCGACCGCAGCUUCUCCUUUGACUGGACCAUCACCCACCAAGAAACGCAGCGAGAUUUGGAGGCGCUGUACCGCGGCCCCGAGUUCGACUUGGCGAGUCGGUACUCGGUUGUGAUCAACACGAUCUUCAUUACGCUCCUGUUCUCGAGCGGCAUGCCGCUCAUGCUCUUGAUCGGUCUCUUCUCCAUGAUCAUCACGUACUGGACAGACAAAUUCACGUUUUUACGUGUUGUGCGGUCGCCGCCGCAGUACGACGGCAAGAUCGCGGGGGCGGCUGGCAGCCUCCUUCCAUGGGCCAUUCUCCUCCACACGUUGUUUGGCAUUUGGAUGUACUCGAACACGCAGAUCUUUGACAAGAUGACAACGCAGCUGUCGGCGCUCGGGUCCCUCAACGCCGAGCUCGAACGCGGCGGUCGCAUUGUUGCGCGCGCCAUCACGAUGCCCUCCGAAGUCAUGUUUGGUUUGCUUGUUGCGAUCGCUGCCCUCGCGCUACUCCGUGUCAUCGUGUUUCGGUACUUUGCAUCUGCGCUGCGCUCGGUCUUUCCCAUUUGCGUCCGCAUGUUGAAGAAGGAGAAACGUCCUCGCAAUUUGCCCAACUACUUUGACGCGAUCCCGACACACGUGCUCAAGGAAAGCCUCGCGACGAAGACGCUCAAACCGCACCUGCGUGAAUCGUACAACGCCGCCCUCGUUCGACGAGGGAUGUCUUCGUCGCUCGAGGAAGCAGACACGGCGCCGCAUUCGGGCGUCGUGCUCGAGGGAUGCCACUCGUACGACAUCAUGGUGAAUGCAUACUACAAAGACGCGUUCGGAGGCGGCGCCUUUCAUCGGUCGUUGUGAUGCUGCCGCCGCCCGAUGGAUUUACUAGUUUACAUGUUCCGACCCAAAUACAAGUGUGGGGCUUUUUCUUUGAUGGAAGCGUAUCCAUGUGAAUGGCCUCCAGCGCCGCCUUCCCCACUCUGCACCGCACCUUCAACACGAAAGUUGCCAGCAUUU